GCGAGGAAAACAUUCCGGCUUAAUGUUGGAAAAUAGAAAUGCAAGCUGUUCGUGGAAAACUACCUCCAAUAUGAGUAUUUACUGCUGACAGAUAGCUACUUACUUUUCUACUGAACAGUUUUCAGAAUGUGCCUCCUUUUGGGACCGCAAGGUGCUGGUAAAACGCUGUUGCUGAGGAGACUCCAUACCUAUCUUAAUAUAAAGGACCAGGAUCCCCUUGGAGGGUCUCAAGCAACCAUACCUACAGCGGGGACCAAUCUGGUGGACGUGUUGGUGACAAAGAAACAGGAAGUGGUUGUGAGGGAGAUGGGUGGAAUCAUGAGUCCAAUAUGGCCUAAAUAUAUAAAGGACUGUUCAACUUUAAUGUUUAUGGUGGACAUGUCUAACCGAUUGCAAGUGGCCGCAGGUUGUAUCCUGCUUCUGACCACCCUCAGUGACCGGUCACUUGUCACAGACAAGGUCCUCAUCCUGCUCAACAAAAUAGAUCUGCCGACCUGUAUGAGUAGAUUUGAAUUUGAGUCACUGUUCCGACUGGAUGACGUCUUAAAACAGUCAAAGCUGCAGGUGAGCGUGAUUGAAGUGAGUGCCCACACAGGACAGGGACUAGGUGACGUGCUCGACUGGUUAGCACACAACACCACAGGAGAGGCCAGCUGAUGUUCACCAUUGUAGAAUGUUACCUUCAUUAUUUUAUAUCAAAAUCAGUUAGAUGUAGAUAGUUCCUAAUAAGGAGUCACUUAAGUUCUUUCUGUUUGUGUUAAAAUGACUACCCACAUAGGUUUUGGUGAUUUGAUCCAGACUAAAAUUUGUUUUAAGUUACUUCAUGUCAAAUAUUGUACUGUAUACAGUUGAGUUCAUAAUGAAGAGAAACCAAGAUUUUACCUGAUAAAUACUGUGUUUUAUUUAAUGCAGUUGGAUAUAAAUAAAAAAAAUUCCUUAUUGAUCAGUUAAAGUAGUUACAGAUAGGACGGAUAGGUUACUUUAAUAUCUUGGUUGAAACAUUUGUUACUUUUAUUUUAAUGGUAAAUUAGGAAAAAACAGAUUAAUAUGAUGAAAUGUUUAAAAAUUCAGAAAAUGAGUAAUUAUACUGAAAAGAGCACUUAGCAUUUUUAUUGAUAAAAAUAACCUUAGUUUUCAAAAACAAAUAAUUCAGAAAAUAAACUGACGAAUUUCAUUUAACUUACUCUCAAACUACACUUAUCAGCAAUGCAAACAUUAGGUAUUAUCUUAGAAAUAUGUAAGCUGUUUUGCAAGGAAAUUAGAAAUAUAAAAUUUCCUCUGUAUUUCUGAUUUUUUUUUAUAAUUAUCUCCCUUAUCUGAAAAAAAUAAAUAAAAAAAUGUGCACAUUCAAACUAAACUUAAGCUUCAUGAAAUCAGAAGGCCACAGUGGUAACCAUUUAACCAGGAAUCACAUCUACGAUGCAUAUGGAAAGAAGUUGUACUUAACAUUUUUGCUAGGCGGCAUGGUAGUCUAGUGGUACGUGGUUGGGCAGUGCUAGAAUUGUAGAAUGCUAGCUGUGAGCGCCGAAAUGGCAGCA
Messenger RNA from Mizuhopecten yessoensis (Yesso scallop), 1538 nucleotides. Its product is annotated as ADP-ribosylation factor-like protein 16. The record is from RefSeq and is a predicted model, not a curated record. Gene Ontology annotation, molecular function: GTPase activity; GTP binding. The coding region runs from base 127 to 657 and encodes 176 amino acids. Lineage: Eukaryota; Metazoa; Mollusca; Bivalvia; Pectinida; Pectinidae. The transcript is spliced from 5 exons.